Molecule: messenger RNA, 788 nt
Organism: Piliocolobus tephrosceles (Ugandan red Colobus)
Lineage: Eukaryota; Metazoa; Chordata; Mammalia; Primates; Cercopithecidae
Product: ankyrin repeat domain-containing protein 36B-like
Exons: 3
Coding region: 171-665 (164 amino acids)
Molecular function (GO): protein binding
Source: RefSeq, a predicted model, not a curated record
UUCUGUUGGGCAUUUCUGCUGAGAGGCGGGAGGCGCUGAGAGUGUGCUGAGGUCGGUGGACUGACUGCAUUGCUUGUCGUUGCGCUUCGGAGGCGGAUGUGACUGAAGCCUGUGACCUUAACCGAAAGUGGUUCCCAGGCUACGAGCUGCCGCCAAGGGGUGGCCUAGAGAUGAUGGAAGACUACGAGCCAGAGAGGUGGCCCACCCUCAGGGAGCGCUUGUGCUCAGAUGGCUUUUCAUUUCCCCAAUACCACAUCAAAUCGUCUCAUCUGAGAAGGAUCCACAGAGCUACCGUCAGUGGUAGGCUGGAGAAACUGGACUACCUUCUGUUCACGAGAAGUGACAUCAAUGAGAGAGACAAGAAGGAAAGGACUGCCCUACAUUUGGCCUGUGCCACUGGCCAACUGGACAUGGUAUCUCUCCUGGUGUCCAGAAAUUGUGAGCUUAACCUCUACGACCGUGAAUGCAGGACACCUCUGAUCAAGGCUGUGCAACUGAGGCAGGAGGCUUGUGCAACUAUUCUGCUGAAAAAUGGUGCCAAUCCAAAUAUUAUGGAUUUCUAUGGAAGGACUGCUGUACACUAUGCUGUGUAUAAUGAAGAUACAUCCAUGAUAGAAAAACUUCUUUUUUAUGGUACAGAUAUUGAAGAAUGCAGCAAGGUAUAGAUCAACCAAUGUUAUUUUCAAACUAUCUGAAAUGCAUUUUAUUUUAACAAUGACACAUGUAAGGGUCAAUUUUUCAUAUUUGGAAGCUCAAACCUUCCUUGAAUGAAAAUAUUUUGAAAUGCC